Messenger RNA from Hylaeus volcanicus, 1638 nucleotides. RefSeq names its product probable chitinase 2. Lineage: Eukaryota; Metazoa; Arthropoda; Insecta; Hymenoptera; Colletidae. Gene Ontology annotation, cellular component: extracellular region. Gene Ontology annotation, biological process: carbohydrate metabolic process; chitin catabolic process. The record is from RefSeq and is a predicted model, not a curated record. The transcript is spliced from 8 exons. Gene Ontology annotation, molecular function: chitin binding; chitinase activity. Bases 78 to 1406 code for a protein of 442 amino acids.
CCGUACUGCGACUUUAAGCCGAGUGAAAGCAAUCUGCUUGGCCAAUAGCCCCGGCAUUCGUGCAGUUGAACUCAACGAUGAAGGCGUGCGGUUUCCUAUCAUUACUCGCGAUAUUGUUUCUCGUUUUCAACGAUGCUCUGUCUCUGAUAAGGCCGAAACACGAUAAGGUUGUGGCCUGCUACGUCGCAUCCUGGGCGGCGUACCGACCGAAGAAUGGAAAAUUUGGGAUAAACAACAUCCGCCCAGAACUUUGCACACACAUCAUAUACGCGUUCGCAGGCUUAAAUGAAACGACGUGGACGAUCAGGAGCCUGGAUCCUUACAAGGAUAUCGAAAAUGCAGGAGGCGGCGACUACAAGAGAGUGACGGAACUUCGUCUGAAGUAUCCCGAAUUGAAAGUCUCCCUCGCGAUUGGCGGCUGGAACGAAGGCAGCAAGAACUAUUCCGAACUUGCCGCGUCUCCUGACCGGAGGAGGAGAUUCAUCGACAGCGUGACCACUUUCCUCGGGCGAUUCAAUUUCAAUGGUUUCGACCUGGACUGGGAGUUCCCUGGAUCUCGUGGCGGAGCACAGGCGGACAAGCAGAAUUUCGUCUCGCUCGUGAAGGAAUUGAGACAGGCGCUUAGCAAGCCUGACUAUGUAUUGACGGCAGCCAUAAGCGCCAAUAAAGAAGUGAUCGAUUCCGCGUACGAUAUUCCUGAGAUUUCGAAGUACCUCGAUCACAUCCACGUGAUGGCUUACGAUUACCAUGGCACCUGGAACAGCAAGGUUCUUCCUAACUCACCUUUGAAAGGUCAAGAUGGCCUCAACGUGGAAGAUACGAUCAACUAUUUGUUGAGCAAGGGAGCGCCUCCAAGCAAGUUAGUCCUAGGCUUGCCUAUGUAUGGAAGGACCUUCAUACUGACCAGCAAACCAAACUCCACUCAAGAGAGCCCCAUGAACCAGCGAAGCGAGCCAGAGGGGUUCAAGGGACCCUACACUGGUCAAAAUGGUUUCAUGGGAUAUAACGAGAUUUGCGAAGAAAUAGUAGACAACCCCCAAAGCUGGAGUACAGGAUGGGACGCAGAGAGCAACACGCCUUACGCGAUCAAAGACGACCACGUCAUUGUAUACGAUAACCCCAUUAGUAUGAAGACGAAGGUCGAAUACGCGAUGAAAAUGAAUCUAUCCGGCGUGAUGAUCUGGAGUAUAGAUACAGACGAUUUUCAUGGGCAUUGCGCGCCCUUGGGGGACUCCUUGGACAAAACGGAUCCCACCUUUCCAUUGAUGAGGUCGAUCAACGUUGUCCUCGCGAAUUCGUACAUCCCCGAGAAGAAACCAGACGACUCGAGGAAGAGUUCUUCCGCGCGAAUAUGCUUCGACGUUACUACGUUAACAUUUUUAGCGUUCCUCUCGUGGUAUGCUUGAAGAAAUACGGCGGUAGGGGAUAUGAAAAUGCCAAAAACUUGAUGGAAAUUGUACGCACACCAAGGACUGAUUCGUGAUCUCGAAAUAGCGAUUCGAAAGAGUUCCUCUGAAACUGACUAGAGUUAAAUUUUAGAUCAUACUGGAGCUUUUAUCAUGCGUGUAUAUAAGGAAUAAAAAAAACCACGCAACCGACCAUAUUGUAAGAAAGUGUAUAGACGAAUAGAAAUAUGAA